AUAGACUAAACGGGGACCGAAAGGAAAAAAGCACACACUAUGGCGAGUUGGUAUUCUCUCGGAAUCGCCUUCUUCGCCGCGAUGGGCACAUUUCUCUUCGGAUUCGACACUGGCAUUGCCACAACUACCAUCGCGCAUCAAAGUUGGAUCGAUUACAUGCACCACCCUUCCAAUGGAAUCACAGGAGCAGUAGUAGCCGUAUAUAUUGCGGGUGAAGCUGUCGGUGCUCUGGGGCAAACUUUUAUAGGAGACAGACUGGGUCGUAUUCGAUUUAUGCAGCUACUGUGCAUCAUUGUAACGAUCGGUACGACGAUCCAGACGGCAUCAGUUAACAUCGGAAUGUUCUUAGCGGGUCGUGCCAUUGCGGGUAUGGCUGUGGGUGCUAUGGUUGCUACUGUGCCUAUCUACCUGAGUGAGAUCUCGGCACCAGAUCAACGGGGCCUGAUUGGAGGUAUAUCAGGGUGUGGUAUCUCCUUCGGUACUAUGAUGUCUAACUGGGUGGGAUUCGCGUGCUCGUAUGCACCCUAUGGUGCUACACAAUGGCGCUUACCCCUGGGUAUCCAAAUACCCUGGGGCGUCAUUAUGUUCAUCGGUUUAUCGACGUUCAUGCCCGACUCUCCGCGACAGCUCAUCCGCAACGGUAAAAUCGAGGCGGCCCGACGCGAGUUUGCUAGGGUCCGACGGGAGCUUCAGCCGCAUGAAGUACACGAGGAGUUCGCCUUGAUGCAGGCACAAAUCGAGUUCGAAAUGACGCGCGAGAUCCAGUCAUACCACGAGGUUUUCACACUUUUCGGCCGUCGAGCCAUGGUAUCCAUAGUUGUUCAAACUAUGACAAGUCUUACUGGUAUAAAUGUUAUACAAUAUUAUCAGACGACACUUUAUAAAUCCCUAGGAAUCCAACAGCAGACUAUACUUGCGUUGGCAGGUGUAUACGGAACAGUUGCCUUCCUAUCAAACUCCAUUACUACGCGAUACCUAACAGAUCAAUGGGGUCGCCGAAAGAUGAUAUUGGCAGGUUUAUCUGGUCUCAUAUUAACCAUGAUAUAUUCCGCCGUGAUGCAGCGCAUUUUCCAGGAUAGCGAAAACAGGAUCGGCAAAGGUUUCGCAGUGUUAGGUAUAUAUUUAUACGUGGCAUGGUACUACGCAAUGAUCAACUCUACAACUUGGUUAUAUGGCGCAGAAGUACUGCCUAUUGCGCUGCGCAGCAAGGUGAUGGGUCUUGCAGCGGCAGGUCAUUUUAUCGUCAAUGUUGCUGUCACCGAAGCCGGUCCGAGCGCCUUCGCCAAUAUCCGCGAAAAUUACUACUACGUCUUUGUUGGGUGCACAUUGCUCUUUUUAGUCAUCGCGUAUCUCUAUUUCCCAGAGACACGGCGAAAGACUCUCGAGGAAAUCGCACAAGCCUUCGGUGAUAAAGUUGUUCUUGUUGAUGAAGCCCGGAUCGAUGGGGAACAAGCCGUCCUGGCAGCACGAGAUGAGGAAAACGGGAGCAUCACGAAGGCGGACAAUAAGGGCCAAGCCACAGCAUCAACCACUUCGACUGCUCCCCCCUCACAUGCCUCUGUAUCGUAGCCAAUGCUAUCCCAGCAUUAUAGCUUAAACUCAUAUGAACAAUUAAUCAAAAUAAUGUGCUAA
This is a messenger RNA of Daldinia loculata, 1632 nucleotides long. RefSeq names its product putative MFS monosaccharide transporter. Gene Ontology annotation, molecular function: carbohydrate:proton symporter activity. Lineage: Eukaryota; Fungi; Ascomycota; Sordariomycetes; Xylariales; Hypoxylaceae. The record is from RefSeq and is a predicted model, not a curated record. The transcript is spliced from 5 exons. Gene Ontology annotation, cellular component: membrane. Gene Ontology annotation, biological process: transmembrane transport; carbohydrate transport. Bases 40 to 1569 code for a protein of 509 amino acids.